Mytilus trossulus (common blue mussel) is the source of this 2313-nucleotide messenger RNA. RefSeq names its product GTP-binding protein REM 1-like. Gene Ontology annotation, cellular component: plasma membrane. Bases 58 to 1326 code for a protein of 422 amino acids. The record is from RefSeq and is a predicted model, not a curated record. Gene Ontology annotation, molecular function: GTP binding; GTPase activity; calcium channel regulator activity. The transcript is spliced from 5 exons. Lineage: Eukaryota; Metazoa; Mollusca; Bivalvia; Mytilida; Mytilidae.
CUACAGUAACUGCCGAAGGGUUGUAAUACUAUUUGCAUCGAAAAUUUUCGGUAAAUAAUGACGAUUGACCAUCAUAGUGAAAAGAGAGUAAUUCGCGGACCAAGUAUUUCGUCAAACACAUCGACAAGUUCAGGUCUUAUGGCGUCCCAUCUUCUCGUACCCGGAAUCCACGUUUCUAGGUCCGAAUCAAAUCGAGAGGAUUACGACCAUCAUUCGGGUCAUCGUGUUUUACCACUUCGUGCAGGUUCUUUUCGGGAACCAGGUGAACUUGAAAGAGAACAAAAAGCUAAAAGGCCUCAUGUGAAAUCCCGUAGAAACAAACGUGAAUCUGCGGAUUUAUCAAGUGAUCCAGACUUUUAUUUAAGCGCAGCAGCAAACCAACACAGAAGACGAAGUAGUCUUCCUGCCAGUACACCCAAUCUACUGGAUUUCUUUACCAAUGAUGACGCAAGAGACAACAGAGAUGCAAGGGGAGACGCUGCUCUUCGGAGAGUCCGCUCGUUUAAAACAACAACAAAGGGAGUUGUAAACAGGGGAGAUUCGGUACGGAAGAGAAGUGGAAGAUCUUCACGGGAUGGCUCAAAUGAACAAUCACGAUCUACAGUUACAUCUAGUCCUAGACCAACACGUCAUGUGCCGUUUGAAGUAAACGUUGAAAAACCGUCAGAUAACUCUGCUAUUUCGUCCUACUUUAAAGUUGUUGUUUUAGGUGCACCCGGUGUAGGAAAAACAUCCAUCACGCAACAGUUUAUGACGUCAGAAUAUGUUGCUUUUGAGAAUUCCGUUGACCAGGAAGAGAAUUUGGUCACUGUCCAGUUAAAUGGCGAGGAAAGCACUCUCGAGUUCCUUGAUGCAAGUGAUAAUGAAGUUAACCUUGAAAACAUUCGUGCAGAUGCUUACAUAAUAAUAUUUUCGAUUCCACAUCGUGAUACGUUUGAUACAGCAGUAGACCUACUGUCCGAACUACGGAUGGACAUGGGAAUAGAUAGAACAGUUAUAAUGGUUGGAAAUAAGUUGGACCUGGUCAGAAAGAGAAAAGUCAAGACAGAAGAGGCACAGGAAGUCAGCAAAAUGUAUGAUGGGAAGUAUAUAGAAGUGUCUGCGGGACUAAACCAUAACAUAGAUGAAUUAUUGGUAGGAAUACUGGGCUCUAUUCGAUAUAAACUAAAUCCAUCCUUAACAGAUCCAGUUCUUCGUGUUGAUACAAAGAAGGCAGGACUUUCAGCUCUGUCAAUGAAAGGACCAAUCAAUUUCUUUGGAAGACUGUUCCGGCGUGUCAGUAGAAAAUCUAGAGGAAGAAAGAAACGCCACCAUACGGUUGCGUAGUAUCCAAAGUAUUAUACUGUGUUCAAGUAUUGUAGUAAAUUAUAUUUAUAUUUUUGCAUUUUUAUAUGUUUAUGUUUGUCUAAGCUGUAUUUAAUGUUUUAAAUGUUGUCUUCAUUUAAGCAUUAUGGAAAAUGUGUAAUUUCAGGCACGCAGUUUUGAUAUCCAUAUCUAUCAAAAUUUCUGUACAGCGUUUGUGUAAUAGUGAACGAUCAACCAUUCUGAUCAUAUAUAAAAAAAAAAUGAAUAUGGUCAAACAUUUUUCAAACAUCGUUUUCACUCUUGAAAUUCGAUCAUAAUUUUUAUCCUACAUCGUUAAAAAUUGUCCAUCUCACGUUUUAAAUGGACACACGUUCGGUGGCAUACACUUGAUCAUUAUAAGAAAACUUUUUUUUUCUAGCAUUACAUUUUCUUUUCUCAAAUUUCCACAACUUACGACCAAUACAGACUCGUUGUAAUGUGCUAUUGUAUAAAAUUAAUUGAAGUUUUGCGUUUGUGACGUCUUUCAUUAUAAGGUCAAUGUGAUCGCAUAGCAAAAGUAUAUAUCUUUCGAUUGUGAAUCCCAUGUUACAUAUAAUUUGUCAUUGUAAAAUGUUCACAAAUCAUCGAGGCUGGGCUAUUGUGCAAAUACUUGUAUAGUAAUAUGAUAUAUUAUUUUUGUACAUACCAUUUUCAAGAGGGUUUAUGUUUUUACAUCACUUAUAGGCUUUAGAUAGCAAAAUGUGCAUUUUUGAAUUUAAUGCAUUAGAUUUGUAAAUUACAUGCUUGAAUGAACAUUUUAAUUCCCCCACCCGAUAAAUUAUUUUGAACCAAUGUCUUCACAAGAUUUGAUCAUUGACAAAAUUAUAACAGCAUACGUUGUAUCUGUGAUGGUAAAACCCAAGUAGAUUUUUUUUGAAAUAUCAUUUAUUUUGUUGGUUUACGCUAUAAGUGCAAACAUACAAUGUAACCUUUUGUUAAACAGCAUAAAUAAAUUCUUAAUGAAUUUGA